GUAGGCGUGUGUAGACUUAAGCGAGUCAACUGUUGGUAUUUAUAAUGCAGAUGUAAAAAAAAAUCCCCUAUUCCGACAGAACUUAAAAAGCGAGAGGCAGCGUGCCAGAGACCAGACAACAAAGAGAAGAUGGAGAAGUCAGUCGGGCCGAUGCGUGUGUUGGUGACGGGCGGCAGCGGGCUGGUGGGGCGAGCGAUAGAGCGGGUGGUGAAAGAGGAGGGCGGAGGAAGAGAAGGGGAUGAAUGGAUAUUCCUGUCGUCCAAAGAUGCCAAUCUCAUGAGCGUUGAAGCCACGAGAGCGGUCUUUCAGAAACAUCGUCCGACACAUGUGAUUCAUUUGGCUACAAUAGUGAGGGGGCUCUAUAUAAACAUGAAACAUAACUUGGACUUCUGGAGGAUUAAUGUGCACAUCAAUGACAACGUGCUGCACACGGCUCAGGAGUUCGGGGUGGUGAAGGUCAUUUCCUGUCUGUCUACGUGUGCUUUUCCAGAUAAAACCACCUACCCUAUAGAUGAGACCAUGUUGCACAGCGGCCCCCCCCAUGAGUCUAAUUAUGGGUAUGCCUAUGCCAAACGCAUGAUUGACAUCCACAACCGGGCGUUAUAUCAGCAGUACGGUGUGAAAUACACCGCCAUCAUCCCCACCAAUAUGUUCGGACCCCAUGACAACUACAACAUUGAGGACAGUCACGUGAUGCCGGGGUUGAUCCACAAGACGUACCUGGCAAAGAAGGAAGGUAAACCUCUGGAGGUCUGGGGUACAGGUCGGGCUCUGCGGCAGUUCAUCUAUUCUCUGGAUCUAGCUCGUCUGUUUCUGUGGGUUCUGAGGGAGUAUGACGAGGUGGAGCCCAUUAUUCUGUCAGUUGGAGAGGAGGAUGAGUUGUCUAUAAAGGAUGCUGUGGAAGCUGUGGUUGAAGCGUUCGAGUUCAAGGGGAAAAUUGUUUAUGAUACUAGUAAACCAGACGGUCAGUUCAGGAAAACCGCCAGUAACGCCAAACUACGCAAAUACCGGCCAGACUUCAAGUUCACGCCGUUCAGACAAGCCAUCAAGGAGACAUGUGAUUGGUUUGCAGCCAAUUAUGACACUGCCCGUAAAUGAAGAUCUUCAAACCUGAUUGGUUGCAGGAAGUCUAAACAACCAAACCCUGACUCAUCUAACAAACAGCAACAACAACAACAAAAAGAAAUUUACCUAAACCAAGGACAAAUAUAUAAGUAUAUAUAGAAUUUGACAUGUUACACAGUUUUUGGGGUAAAUAUAUAUAGUCAAUAUAAUAAUAAAUGUGUAAUAUAUACUACAAGAACUACUACUAAUAAUAAUAUCCAGCUGUAACAUUUCUUGUAAAAAAAUAUGUACACGUGAUAAAUUAUCUUAAUAAGAAUUGUAAAAGAAUAUAACAAAAAAUAAUAUAUUCACAGUUCUUAAGACACUGAUUACUUUAAAAAGUGCUACUUAAGGUGUAUUUAAGUUCAGUAACCAUGUUUGCGCAAAUCAUUUGUAAUGCAGCUAAACCUACAGAAGAGAGUCUUGUCAAAUAAUAAUCUGCUAGUUAGCAAGUACUGUGACGAAUGGGGCUAAAGAGUCUCAUCACUCAAUAGUAAAGAGGGGUGGGGUUAGUAGAACUCAUUAGCAUUUAAAGGGACAUGCACAGAAACAGGUUGCAUUUAACAUAGCAGUUUUUUUUAAGGAUAUGGCUGUUUUAAAAUUGAAAAGUGCAGCAUAUUUUAUUCACCCACCCCCCGUCCUAAGUGUAUAUGACUUUCUUUUUUCAGACGAACACUCUUAGUCUUUUAAAAAUGUAUCCUCGCUCUUCCAAGCUCGGUAAUGCUGGUGCAUACCAGCCAUUAUUUUUAAGCUCCAUAAAUCAGAUAUAUCCGCAAGUACUGCAACGUAAAAGUAACCUAUACGCCUUCGUGGGGUUAUCACAUGUCCUCUGAAGCAGAUCAAUAACAAAAAUAUUUAGUUUUAAAAUGCAACUUACGUCGUACAUUGAGUCAGAAGUCAGGAAGUCAAGAAGACAGAACGGAGGUCAUAGGUCACUUUAGGUUCACAGAGCUUAAAAAAAUGGCCGCUAUCCACCAGCCUUACCACGUUUGGAAGAGCCAGGAUACAUUUGUAAAAAACGGACUGAGUUCGUCUGAAAGAACAAAGUCAUACACACCUAGGAUGGCUUCCAGGUGAGUAUUUUAUGGUGUAAUUUUCAUUUUUGGGUGAACUAUUCCUUUAAAUAUAGCUAUCUGUUUUUUUUUCUUAAGAAUUGUUACCACUGUGCGACAGAAGCUUUGUUUUUAUUUUUCCAGUUGAUUAAAAUAGUUUUCUUGGUGAUAACUGUAGAUAGAAAUAUGGGGGUGAUGUAAUCCGGUGUGGGUUUUAUUUGUGAACGAUGACAUACUAAACCACAAUCAAAGAUAUUGGAUUGGUUUAACUGAAUAUUUUCAACAACAUUUUUUUUUGUAAUUGAAUGAUUUUUAAAAACCAUAAUUAUCUUUUAAAUCCAUUUCAAGUUUUUCGAAUGCACGCUUUAUGUGGGACCAUAUACAAUGAACAGUUCCUGUCAUUUUCUGGGUGUUUUUCCUAAUCAUACUAUACUUGUAUUUCCAAAAAUAAACUUGCAUUUUAAAUGA
Molecule: messenger RNA, 2624 nt
Organism: Puntigrus tetrazona (Sumatra barb)
Lineage: Eukaryota; Metazoa; Chordata; Actinopteri; Cypriniformes; Cyprinidae
Product: GDP-L-fucose synthase-like
Exons: 10
Coding region: 130-1098 (322 amino acids)
Biological process (GO): nucleotide-sugar biosynthetic process
Molecular function (GO): GDP-L-fucose synthase activity
Source: RefSeq, a predicted model, not a curated record